This is a messenger RNA of Lethenteron reissneri (Far Eastern brook lamprey), 2616 nucleotides long. RefSeq lists its product as uncharacterized. NCBI's taxonomy places the organism in Eukaryota, Metazoa, Chordata, Hyperoartia, Petromyzontiformes, Petromyzontidae. The record is from RefSeq and is a predicted model, not a curated record.
GUGCGCGUGUGUGGGGCUGUGCACGCGGUCCUGUUUGCAUCUCUUAGGAUGAACGCGCAGGAGGAACGGCAGCAGCAGUAGCCGAUGCUUUUGUGUGUUUGAGUCCCAGUGCUUCCGCACCCUCUACCCACCCACCACCCACCCACCCCCCUAUCAAAUGCAGGUGAUCGCGAGAGUUGUCGGAAGAGAUGUCACAGGAAAGGUUGCAGGCGUACUUGCAAAGGCACAGGAUCGGAUCGCUGUUUGAGGACAUGAUGACGAUGUUGAUCACGGAGACUCCGGACGAGCCCAUCCCGUUCCUGAUCGAGCAUUUGGAAGGCAGGCAACACAAGAGGACGUUCACAGAGGGGUCUCCACGCCGAGACCUGGCUGGAUUUGCUGCUCUCUGGGCCGAAAGCAGCCACCUGCCAGAGAGCAGCCCGAAAGGAAAUCCGUUCAGAACGUACGUGACGCUGUGUGUGGACCACACGAAGAAACCCAGGAAGUCCAAGAGCGAACUGGCCGUAUCUUGCCUAAGUCCUGCCUCUUCAGAAGCCAGACCAAUGUCCCAGUCUCUGGAGCCUUCGUCCCGGGAUUGCAGCGCUGCAAAGGAAGGGGACAUGGCCUUCACUGAGCUGCAACGUCUUCUGAGAGAGUGCCAGUGGCUGGACAAGACCCUCCGAGAGCACACUUCAGGAAUUAUUGCAGAUGACACCCUUGGAAAGGUGUCUGAUAAUGGAGAGAGGAUGACAGCCGAGCAGCGGCCGAGGGUGGCACGGGCUCGCCUACCCCACAGGCGAGGGCGAGUGCAGGACGAGGUUGGAGCAGACCUGCUCGCUGCUGAAGUGCUGCUCCUGCCGACGAUCAAGCCGCAGCGAGGUCUCGGGGCGUCCGACGCGCAAGCCGCCAACACGGGGCAGCGGAGAGCGAACACGUGGGCUCAGCGCGAACAACACAAACUGCGUCUGGCGGCCAUGUUGACCCCUCCCCGCGGCCACCGCACGCGGCGAGACGGGGACCCUCACGACGACGACGACGAUGAGGAGGUGGAGGAGGUGACCGAGCACCUGGACGAGGCUGUGGAGUUGCUCGAGGAUGAGGAGGAUCUGAGAAGGGAAGGAGUGUUUGCUCCACGGAGAUCAGGCUUCAGAAUCAGCAGGGGUCGCAUGCCUUGCUCAGCGGAACCACAAGCCAAGGUCAGACUCAACAUCUGCUCGCAUUGUGCCAGGCUACAGGGAGUGGAUGACCUAAGAGAAGACGCAGAAACCUCUAUUCCAGGUCCUGCUUCGUUCAUAGAAAAAUCCGUCUCACUUGAGCUUGUGAAGGGCACUCUUAAAGAUACAGAAACACGGCAUCCAACGAGCAGCACACAGUUAUGCCCAGCCAGACCUGUUCCCGUUUCCAAAAGUCAUCUAACCGGCCAAGCCAGCUUCGUCCGCUUUGCCCGAGGAGGAGGAGAAGGAGAGGGGGAGAAAAUCCCAACGGGAAUCGCUGCCCGGCCAAAACCCCGAGCCGCAACUUCCACGCAGCAGCAGCAGCAGCUGCGGUGGCGGCAAAUCGCAAGGGGCGAGCAGACAGCAGGCCAAGUCGACCCCUUUCCCACACUCGCCAGGAGCGCCAGCGAGCCGAGCCGCUUCGUCGCGUAUUCCUGUCGUGAGCCAGUCGCCGCGGACGCUGCCGGAAACUUCGAGCGCAAAGUCUCGAGCGAAGAUGCUCACAGGACAGCAGCAAAGGUAGCAGCAGUGGAUUGCGCCCAGAUCCACAAAAACGCUCAUGGGAAGCCUUCUCGACCCAGGCUUCCAUCAAUACUGGAUAAGAACCACGUGCUCAUUGUAUCGACAUCUUGGCAGCAGACGCGUGGCGCAACUGUGCCUUUUUAUUUUGGCGCUUCCUUUGAGAAAUGGCUGUAGAACCUUUUAUCUCGUUCCAGUUUUGUUUUUGAUAUACAAUAGCGAAAGGUAAUGUGUAUUAUCUAAUAUUAACAAAUGGCGAAAAUCUCGAAUGAAAUGAGACAAAAUACUCGGUAUGCAAUAAGAACAAAUUUGUUUCUGUUAAAAAAAAGUUAGAUAAAAUUGUAGUCUGACAAAAUAUAAUCUGCAUGAUGGAUUAUAAAUGGUACGAACAAUGUCUGACCCAUGUGCAUCAUUGUGUGGGUGUAUGAAGCUUACUCUUUCUACGUAAUGAUUAUUUUUGGUUUUAUUGUUGUAUACAUGGAAAUAAAAUAAAUACUUGUACUGACACGUAUUAUUAAGAAUGCAAUAACAUUACUAAUUAUGCAAAGCCACUUUGUUAAAAAAAUAUUCGGCUGAAUAUAGUUGAUCAAAUCCACUGAUUUGAAAAGAAUUUGCUUCUGAAUUUCUAUUACGUUUUGCAAUAUAUUACAUUGUGUGCUGAUGCUGAUUUUCGUGCACGGCAGUUGUUCAAUUCUAACAAUAAUCUGACCACAAAACUAUUAUCCCAGCAUAGAAUAAACAGUACAGUGGAACCUCGGUAUACGACCGCUUUGGAAUACGUAGAAUUCGGUAUACGUCGUGUUUUUUCGAGAAAAAAAUGUCUUGGGAUACGACGUCUUGCUUGGGAUACGAUGCGUUUGCUAGAACUUGUAUGGGUCGGGAUGAGUCACCGCGUACCCGCGUA